Molecule: messenger RNA, 888 nt
Organism: Sclerotinia sclerotiorum 1980 UF-70
Lineage: Eukaryota; Fungi; Ascomycota; Leotiomycetes; Helotiales; Sclerotiniaceae
Exons: 2
Coding region: 1-888 (295 amino acids)
Biological process (GO): quinolinate catabolic process; NAD+ biosynthetic process
Cellular component (GO): cytoplasm
Molecular function (GO): nicotinate-nucleotide diphosphorylase (carboxylating) activity
Source: RefSeq, a predicted model, not a curated record
AUGGCCCUCGAACACGGAAACCCCGCCGACCUCCUCCCUAUCCACUGGAAAUCGCAAAUCACAACCUGGUUUGCAGAAGAUACUCCUUCCUUCGAUUAUGGCGGAUUCGUCGUUGGAGAUGACGAACGAACUGCGACUUUAUACGGAAAAUCGCGAGGCAUAUUGGCAGGCGUACCAUUCUUCGACGAGGUAUUUGCACAAGCUGGAUGUUCGGUGGAAUGGCAUAUGAAGGAGGGAACGUUGGUUGAUCCUGGCGCAUCCGGAAAAGUGGCCGUGGCUACAGUUACAGGGCCAGUACGGAAAUUAUUAUUGGGGGAGAGAGUUGCGCUUAAUACAUUGAGUCGCUGUUCAGGGAUUGCGACGAAAUCAAAGGAUAUGGAGAUUUUGGUUAGGAAGGCGGGGUAUAAAGGGAUUCUUGCUGGAACGAGGAAAACUACACCGGGGUUCCGGAUGGUGGAGAAAUAUGGAAUGAUUGUUGGGGGUGUUGAUGGACAUAGACAUGAUCUGUCUAGCAUGACUAUGUUGAAGGAUAAUCACAUUUGGGCUAGGGGAAGUAUUACCGAUGCCGUUAAGGCUGCGAAGGCCGUCGGUGGGUUCUCACUAAAGAUUGAGGUAGAGGUUGAUAGUGAAGAAGGUGCUGAUGAGGCUAUUGCCGCUGGGGCUGAUAUAAUUAUGUUGGAUAACUUUUCAGGAGAUGGGUUGAAAGUAGCUGCGAAAAGUUUACGGCAAAGGUGGGCUGGGAAGAGAGAGUUCUUAUUGGAGUGUAGUGGCGGACUUACUUCUGAGAACGUGGAGACUUAUAUCAAUAACGACAUCGAUAUAAUAUCCACGAGUUCGAUACAUCAAGGUGUACCUCACAUCGAUUUCUCUCUGAAAAUCGAUCAUUAA